Messenger RNA from Sitodiplosis mosellana (orange wheat blossom midge), 2695 nucleotides. It is a transcript of the gene cass, whose product is annotated as apoptosis inhibitor 5 homolog. Gene Ontology annotation, biological process: negative regulation of apoptotic process. Gene Ontology annotation, cellular component: nucleus. The coding region runs from base 168 to 1814 and encodes 548 amino acids. The record is from RefSeq and is a predicted model, not a curated record. Lineage: Eukaryota; Metazoa; Arthropoda; Insecta; Diptera; Cecidomyiidae. Gene Ontology annotation, molecular function: RNA binding. The transcript is spliced from 8 exons.
AUUGGUAAUGCCAAGCGAAAUCAUUACGACAAGAGCUGUGGCCGGAGAUACACUUGUGAAUCACACCAGCAAACAAACAACAAAAAAGUGACAAAUUUUACGUUGAAACGUAUUCAAAACUAGUUAAUUGUAAUCGUUGCGAGUGAUUUUAUACAAAUAUCAUCAAAAUGAGUUCGACCGAAGCAGAUAGUAUCGAUAAACUGUACAAAAACUACGACAUUCUGAACGACGCUAAAGACAAGAUUUCUGAGCACGAAAAAGAAUACCGUGAAAUUAUUGAAGCUGUGAAAGGUUCGGAGAAGGAGAAACGCUUGGCAUCGCAAUUCAUUGGAAAAUUCUUCAAGUUUUUCCCAUCGCUUGCUGACGCCGCAAUCGAUGCAUCACUCGAUUUAUGUGAAGACGAAAACAUUCAAAUCCGUCGUCAGGCCAUUCGCGAUUUGCCACUUUUAUGCAAGGACACAAAGGAACACAUCCCGAAGAUUGGCGACAUUUUGGCUCAAUUAUUAGUCGUUGACGAUCCAUUGGAACUGCAGCAAGUGCAUAUGUCACUGCAACAAAUCCUCAAAUUCGACGCAAAAUCAGCUCUAGCUGGCAUUUUUAGCCAAAUUUUGACUGGCGACGAACUCACCCGAGACCGAUGCUUCAAGUUUCUGGGUGUGAAGCUUAAGCAAUUAGGCAAAGAGAUAAUUACCGACGAAAUCGAAGCAUUCAUCAUUGAAGAGGUCAAGAAGGUCCUUCAGGACGUGACAGCCGACGAAUUCCAGAAUUGUAUGAACAUUUUGGCUUCGACAAAACUGAGCACAACUCCAAAGGGACAAAGUGAAUUGGUUGCCUUAGCUGUAGAACAGGCAGAACUCAACACUGAAGAAGAACCGGUCAUCAUCGAAGAUGAACAUGUUGAACGUUACAUCUUGUGUGCCACUCAUGCACUUCCAUACUUUUCGACUCAAAUCGAAUCAACUCCGUUCAUCAAGUAUGCUUGCGAGAAGUUGUUCCCAUUGCAUACAUGGAAGUUGAUUGGUGCCAACGACAGCGACCGCGAUCAACAGCAUUUGCGUGUGCUUAAAGUCUUCGCCGAGAUGGCAGCCUUCUGUGGAACGCUGGAUGCACCAAACCUCAAAAUUGAUGCUAUCUUCAACGUCCUUCAGGAAUACAUGCCACUCCCUCCAAUCACCGAAGGUGACGGAGCCAUCGAGGAGAACCCAUCGUUCAAGUUUUCUCAUGCUGAAUGUUUGCUCUAUGCAUUGCACAAAUUGGGUAAACAAGAUGUCGACUAUUUCCAAUUCAAAGACGAUCCAAACAAGUUGAAGGAAUUCCGCUCUCGCUUGCAGUACUUGGCUCGUGGCACACAAGGAUACAUCAAAAAGUUGCAAGAGGCUGUCAAAGGCAAGGCACCGAAAAAGGGCGAUGACGAGGCCACCACAAAUGAAUAUCAAAUCAAAUUGAUCGCAUUGAAAACGACAUCAAACAUCAGCACGUUGAUUCGUGACCUAUUCCACAAUCCACCCAUUUUCCGUUCAGUCGUACAAUUGUCAUGGAUCACAAAGAAGAGCAAUGAUUCGAAUAAACGGCACGCGCCAAUCACUUUCCAAUCAGAUGCAAAUAACGAUGAAAAGCGCAAGAAGGUGGGUGCAAAGAGCACCACUUCGCCAACAUCAUCGUCCGAACAGCGUUUGUACAAAACGCCGUCUGGUAAAUUUUCGGGUAAGGUAUCAAAUUAUUCAAACAACAGAAAUAACAAUCGGAACGGUAACGGUGGCGGUUUCCGUCAACGAAACGGUCCAGGUAAAAAUCGCAAUUUCCGUCGUUACUAAAAUGAAUAUUUCGCAAAACACACAUUUCUCUUUCACACACACACACACACACACACAAACCGUUGCUUCUCUUAUAUCGGCGGCACAUAUUCAACUGGCCGUUCUAACGAUAGAAAUAAAAACAAAACCAAGUUCACUCAAUUCUUCACACUUCGAGUAGUUUAAUCGACUCGAAAUUAUGUUUACAUGAAUUGCAAUAAACUUAUAACCUUCACGUCGUUUUCCCUCCCGCAUUCAAUGAAAACUAUAGAUGAUUGAUUGAUCAAUCAAAAUUGCAACAUUUUCCGAAAAAGACAAUGCAAAAUAAUAUACCGUUUCGAUUUUUAUUCACUCUUCACGACCUCUUUUCACUUUUAUUUUGUAAACUAAGAACAUUCUUAUCGGAAUAAGAAUCAAUUUUUCUCACACAUUUUACGGUGUGUUUUCUUGUGUCGAGUCAUUGAAAGAUAUGGAAAAAAAUGGGAAAGAAAAAAAACAAACAAAAAAAAUUAAAUCGUAGCAGCGUGAGUUCAAUUUGAACUCGACAACGGCGUUGGAUACAAAAACGAUGGUUUGAUUUUGCGUUUUUCAAAUUGUAAACUUGUGUUUGGCAUUUUCCAUUUAUGGAAUACAGAAAAAAACAAAAACAAAAUUGGCGUUUGGUAAAAAUGCACAUUGAGCAUCAACAAUCAUUCUAAACUUAGUUCGGAUUUGACGUAAAUGAAUUGGUAAUACGCUCAAGUUAAUAUUAUUAUUUUUUUAAACAAUUAAGUUCAAACAAAAUAAAAACGAAACGAUUUUUUUUCCCUUCAAUUAAACAUAGUAUUCACAUAUAAUAGUUAAAGUGACCCAAUCUUACCAAAACGGAAUUUAAUCAAUAAAAUAUCUAGAAAAACAUCAAA